GCAGUAUACAAUUGAUGUUGGCCUAUCAUAGCCGCAUUUUCUUUUAGGUGUUUUAUGCACAUUUUUUGCUGAUAAUUACUACUGCUUAUUUACUGGACAUAAAAGCCACCAACUGGAUUGGUCCAUCUUAACUCAACGUUCAAAAAAAAAGAUAUUAAAUAAAAAGUGUGAAAAAUGGCUGAAUUUGUUGAAGAAAUCCGUGAAAGGCUUUUGCCCGAAUAUGAGCAAAUGAAAACAUUGGGAAUUUGUCCGGACGAUCAAAUACGUGAAACAAAACGCAAACGUGAGAACUUGCUGAAUAAGAUAUUUCAGAGUCAAAGAUCCGUGGCAGAUUAUGCUGAUUUUAUACGCCAUGAAAAGUUAAUACAUAAAUGGAUAACAGAAAAAGAAAGAAGUCAAGGACAAAAUUUGAGCGAAUUGAAGCAUUCUAUUGUUACACGUAUUAUAAAACUCUAUCGAGAAGGAUUACGUUUUUGUCCUAAUGAAGAAAGGCUGUGGGAUAAUUUUAUAAUGUUUUCGAAAAAAUCCAUACCGCAUGAAGUCACAGGUAUAUAUGAGAAAAUGUUGGCGUACCACGGCGAUAAACCAACGGUAUGGUGCAAUGCUGGCCUUUGGGUCCAUGAAAACGUCUGUAAUAUACAAAAGGUUAAGGAGAUAUUUUUCCGUGCCCUUCAAAGACAUCCCGACUCGGAGGCAUUGAAUAUUACCUUCUUCAUUAUACUCCUUAAGGAGGCAUCAAAAAUGAGUUGCACUCCAACAUCGAAAACAGCUCCUAGUGAACAGGAACUAGGAUUGGAAAGAGCCGCCUUGGUUUAUCGUAAUAGCAAGACAAAGAUUUCCAAUGUUUUCUAUUUUAUGAAAUUGUUAAAAGGUUGCGAAGGAGAACAGUAUGUUAAUAUAACUGCGUCCUUACAAAAAGAAAUAAUCGAUGAUUUGAUGAUCAAUUUCUCUCGCGAAGAGUCUGUUUGGGACGCCUUGGCACAGAGAGAACUACAAGGCCUUAGUAUGAUAGACCUAAAGUCCAUGUCUUCGAAAUCAUCAAUAAUAAUAGAAGAAAAUAUUCCUCAAAAGCCAAUCCUUGCAACAGGUGACGCUGAAAGAAGCCAAACAAGCGAAGAUAGAGAAGACAAAUUGUUCCCUAAAGGAAAAUCCAUGUGGCAAGUACGUACUUUAAAGCGGCGCAUCGAGUUAUGUGUGCAUGUUUAUCAAGUGGGCGUUCGCACUGUACCCACAGCCACAAUGUUUUCAAAUUUCAUCAAUGCAAUGCUAAAAUUAAAUCAAGAUCUAACAAAUCAACCUAUUUUGAAACGUAAAUGCCUCGCAAUUGCGUUCAAAGAAGGGCACACCUUCAAACUUAUGAACGAGGAUCAUUACUAUGCUUGCAUAAAAAUGUUACUAAAAGGCGCUAAAGGAGUAGAAAACGCUACCAAAAUGUUAACAGAAGCAACACAUUUGAAGAAAACUUUAUUGUACUAUGAAAUGUGGAUGGUUGUGUAUAUGACUGAGAAUAAUGAUAAAAAGUUUUUAGAAAUAUUUCGUAAAGCCAAGGAUCAAUUGGAACCUGCAUCUUCUGUGUCACUUUGGCGUAUGGCCAUUACUUUCUUUAAAACUCGUCCUAGCGAAGCUAACGAGAAGUUUUUAAAAUUUUUCAAGGAUGCCGCCAUGCAAUUAAGUUUAGAGUUUGCUCCCUUCAGAGCAGAUUAUUUAGAAUAUAUUUCUGCCACGUCGACUUUGGAUAGGACUCGGAGAGAAUAUGACGAAUUAAGUAAAAUGCCGCCUCCUUGUUUGGAAUUGCAUCGAAAAAUGGCCGACGUCGAGAGUAAAGCCUUGUCAGUGUUUCGGGUAGACAAGUCCAGAUGGCGGAAAUGCUAUGAAAAUGCUACACAUUACUUUGGUAAAACUAAUUCUCAAGUGUGGAUUGAUUAUAUUAAAUUCGAACGUGACCAAGGGGAUCCGAAAAAUAUGGCGCACUUAUACGAAAGAGCUAAAAGCACUUUAGAUAAGCAACUAGUUGAUAAUUUCAUGACCGAAUUUACUUUACUCAAAGCAAUAAUAUAAACAAUCCCGUUCAUGCAUGCGCACAAUUUUGCUUCUUUGCGGGACACUGCUAUUCUUUCCAACUUAUCGAUACCACAGGAACCGCCUCAUUUCGACCUACGCUGGCCACUGCUGCAACUACAUCCAUCUCGUUUUCAGCGGGCCUCAGUUGAUGGCCGGAUAACCCAAUUCGUGACAACAUCUCAAAACAUCAGUGAAUACAUUUAUAUAUUUACAAAAUAUAUACGCACCACCUUGUGUUUAUAUUAUACCA
Glossina fuscipes is the source of this 2311-nucleotide messenger RNA. RefSeq names its product U3 small nucleolar RNA-associated protein 6 homolog. Lineage: Eukaryota; Metazoa; Arthropoda; Insecta; Diptera; Glossinidae. The record is from RefSeq and is a predicted model, not a curated record. The coding region runs from base 175 to 2058 and encodes 627 amino acids. The transcript has 4 exons. Gene Ontology annotation, molecular function: protein binding; snoRNA binding. Gene Ontology annotation, cellular component: small-subunit processome; Pwp2p-containing subcomplex of 90S preribosome. Gene Ontology annotation, biological process: maturation of SSU-rRNA from tricistronic rRNA transcript (SSU-rRNA, 5.8S rRNA, LSU-rRNA).